AUGUGCACCCGCUGGCGAGCUCUCUCACCUCAGCCUCUGAUGGGUGACCUACCUCGAGGACGAGUGACACCCGCACGUCCCUUCCUCAGAACUGGAGUCGACUACGCUGGUCCUAUCUUUAUCCGUACGAGCAAGGCUCGAGGUCAUCGAGCCCACAAGGCGUUCGUAGUGGUCUUCAUCUGUUUGUUUUCCAGGGCAGUCCACCUGGACGUUGUGUCAGAUUACUCUUCUGAAGCUUUCCUCGCUGCAUUCCGCCGGUUCAUCUCACGCCGGGGUCUGUGCAAAGAGAUGUACUCGGAUUGUGGCACAAAUUUCAUCGGCGUGGAUAAGGAACUUCGCCGUAUGUUCCACGCUUCAUCUGCCGACGGCCGUCGGAUCUCACAAUCCUGCUCCCAGGAGGGAGUAUCUUGGCGCUUCAAUCCUCCCGCCGCACCUCAAUUCGGCGGACUCUGGGAAGCUGCAGUCAAGUCCACUAAGUAUCACCUGCGACGGGUGAUAGGGGAGACCACUCUCAUCUUCGAAGAGAUGAGUACCCUGCUGGCUCAGAUUGAGGCGUGCUUGAAUUCCCGUCCUUUACAGGCUCUGACCGAUGACCCAGAUGAUUUGUCCGCACUAACUCCUGGACAUUUUCUUAUAGGAUUUGUCCGCACUAACUCCUGGACAUUUUCUUCCAUUGCUCGCACUUCCUGA
This is a messenger RNA of Camponotus floridanus (Florida carpenter ant), 690 nucleotides long. RefSeq lists its product as uncharacterized. The coding region runs from base 1 to 690 and encodes 229 amino acids. Gene Ontology annotation, molecular function: nucleic acid binding. NCBI's taxonomy places the organism in Eukaryota, Metazoa, Arthropoda, Insecta, Hymenoptera, Formicidae. The record is from RefSeq and is a predicted model, not a curated record. Gene Ontology annotation, biological process: DNA integration. The transcript has a single exon.